AUGGUCGCUCCACUGAAACCUUCAAAAGGCUUACUUGAAAGGAGAGGUUCAUCAGCAUCAUUGACUAUCAAUUUGGGAAUAUCUGAUAACAGUAUUAUUGAUUUAUCACCAAUUCAAGAAAAUUUGGCCAUCGAUGAUUCUGGAUCGAGGAAAAGUCGAUUCCUCACACGACAUCAGCUAAAGAAUUUAAACAUAAUCGAUUCGUUGCCUGAAAUUUUUGCAGAAUUUGCUAUGUUACCAAAUCCGAACAUAUCGUGUUGUACAAGGAUCGCCGGUUGCAGCCAAAAAAAUCGUCAUCAAGUAUGGCCGAUUGGUAAAACUCGUGUUCGAAUAUGGGAUAACAAUUCGUCAGUGUGUAGCCAGGAUACACCAAGAUCAACGAAUUCACUUAUUGACGAUGCCAGAAAUUAUAUAAACGCAAACUAUAUUACGGAUGACAAUUUAGUUUCUUCAUAUAUAGCUACUGAAGGACCGAUGCCAAAUACAAUAAACGAUUUUUGGGCGAUGAUUUGGCAGGAAAAAUCCAUAGCAAUUGUCAUGAUGACAAAAUUAGAGGAACAGACAUCAAAUGAUGGACAACCAAAGUCAAAAUGUGAAAAGUAUUGGCCAGAAGAAAAACAUCGUUAUGGGGCAAUAACAGUUGAAGUCGAAAACGUCGAUAUUGAUUGCGGAAUAAUAGUUCAUGAGCUGCUCAUAACUCGUGGUGAUGAAGAGCAUCGUUUGAGGCAUUAUUGGUUCACCGAAUGGAAUGACCACCGUUUACCGAUUGGACAAAUCAGCAAAAUUUUAAAACUUAUUCUUGAUUUGCAUAGCUAUCGCGCUGAAUGUAGAAAAAAAUUCACCCCAUUAGGACCAAUAACUGUACACUGUAGUGCCGGAAUCGGUAGGACAUGUACAUUUAUUGCUAUGCUUUUGGGCAUUGAACAACUGAAUACUAUUCAAGAUGGAAUCGAUAUAUAUGCUAUUGUAUCAAAAUUGAGAAUGGAAAGAUACGGUGCAGUACCUCGACCUGAGCAAUACGUUUUUAUUUACCUAGCGUUACAACAAAUGGAGUGCUUAUUACGUGAACCGGAACUUAUUAAAAAACGGUUAAUAGCAGCAGAUGAAGCGUCCCCCUAUUUAAAAUUACUAAUUUCAGAUUUUCGUGAAGACGAAAUAUUGGAUGAAGAGAACGUUGUCGAUACAACUGUUCACAUAUCUUCCAACUGGCUUAAUGUAAAGAAUUAG
Messenger RNA from Dracunculus medinensis (Guinea worm), 1227 nucleotides. NCBI's taxonomy places the organism in Eukaryota, Metazoa, Nematoda, Chromadorea, Rhabditida, Dracunculidae. The record is from the annotation of a GenBank genome assembly.